This is a messenger RNA of Perkinsus marinus ATCC 50983, 993 nucleotides long. RefSeq names its product liver stage antigen-1, putative. Lineage: Eukaryota; Perkinsozoa; Perkinsida; Perkinsidae. The record is from RefSeq and is a predicted model, not a curated record. The transcript is spliced from 10 exons. The coding region runs from base 1 to 993 and encodes 330 amino acids.
AUGGAGCUCAGCGUGAAGUCAACAGAAGAGGAGAUGGUACAGUAUUCAGAUGGAGAGAACGAACUGCAAGAUAAAAUGGGGCAGCUCAGCGACGAGCUUGAGGGCAAGAUGUCCAGAGUUCACACUGCGAAGGCGGAUGUCAAGACUGCUGAGGCAACUCUGGCGACUAAGGAAGCUGCUCUGCAAAAAUCAACGGGCGUGUUAGAGGACAGAAAAGGGCGUCUGGGAGAUCUGAAAAGCUUCGUGGCUAAUAUAGAGGACAAGCUCAAGGUGGUCGCUUCAGAAAGUGCUCAUAUUGGAAGUAUGCUGCAAGAUGCUAGGGCAAAGCAGAAGAUGAUUCGUGAUAACAUCGAGUCGAAAACUGAGACCUCACAGAAAGCACGUCAAAUGCUUGACGAACGCGAAAAGGCUUUGGCUGUCACCACGAAUAGUCUCAAGGCUCACGAAGCCGCAUUAAAACAGCUCUAUAUGGGGAACUUCGAUCAGGAAAAGGAAGUACAGGACGCUUCAGAAUUACAUCAACAUGCAGUAGUAGAGGAAAAGGAACUCAAAGAAAAACGCAGCGAGUUGGACGGUUACACGUACUUUUCACUGCGUGUCAAGCUGUCACUGCACACAUGCAUAAUCAGCUCCCAAUACCAGUCGAAAAUCGAGAGCAGCAAACGACAACUGGACGAGCUGGACAGGCAGGUGGACUCUGCCGUGUUGAAGAACACAACACUUGGGCGGAUUGCGACAGAGAUUAAGUCACGCGACUUGAAGCAAGCUGAGGAGAGGCUUACUUUAGCGCAGCAACAGUUAGAGGCAGCUAAACAAGAAUACAAUGCGAAAACCAGUGAUAUUCUCCGACUCACGCAAGCUCGGAAAAUUCUCGAUGCCCAACGACAGACCAUGACCAACUCCUCGUCAUCAGAGGCGGACAGGCUGAUGGAGCAGGCCAGAAGGGAGGUGGCUCAUGCUAAGAGUCUACUUACGCCUGAUGUUGCAAAGUAA